This is a messenger RNA of Phaedon cochleariae (mustard beetle), 2100 nucleotides long. NCBI's taxonomy places the organism in Eukaryota, Metazoa, Arthropoda, Insecta, Coleoptera, Chrysomelidae. The record is from the annotation of a GenBank genome assembly.
GACAUCUUCACAUCUGCUGUGAUAAAUUUUUGUUGUUGACUUUCGGUGGCAAAAAAUGUCAUUCCAAGACAAAAUAACGUCUCUUAUGUCCAGGCCAGGCCAAGAUCCUGUGCCCAAAGAUGAUGUACCAUGGUGGAUGAAAUUAGCAGGAAGAGGGGUGGGCACAGUAGGAGGAUUCAUUGCAAUGUUCUUGGGAGUCUGGGUUUGUGUAACAAUCAGCGCAUGGGGAAUUUUAGCUGGCUUAUGGCAAAUUGUGGCUGGAUUUAUUCUAAUAUGCUGUGAAGCCCCUUGUUGCUGUAUGUUUGUGGAACAUGUUCAGAGAUUAGCAGAUAUUCUUGAAUCCAGACCAUAUUGGAACAGAGCAGUGGCAUAUGUGGCGUUAGCCUUUCCACCUAUAGUUAUGUCUUUUGGACUCAGCACACUAUUUGGUAGUGGCCUUAUUUUCACUACUGGUGUCAUCUAUGGAAUGAUGGCAUUAGGAAGGAAAGCGUCGGCAGAAGAGAUGCGACAGACGGCUUCGUUAGAGGCCCCUUUGCCCAAUGCCAGCAUGCGUUCCAACCUAGUCUCAAACGCUCAGCCGAUCGCGUUUUCUGGGGCUCCGAUUCUGGACAGCAGCAAAGUCUGAUACACGUCUUCUUCUACCUUCAAAAAUCAUUCUGCCUCCCCCAAUCUCCCAAUUUUUCUCGUCUCUUCAUGUCCUUGACUCGUUAGUUUUAUAGGUUAUGUAUUUAUACUGAUGUAUAGUCACUGUAUAGCCAUGCCGGAAGUUAGUUUUUCUGCGAUGUUAGUUCAAAUUAGACAUUUUCCAGAUCAUGUCAACAUUGUCAACGGUUAUGAACUUGUAAAUAACAAAAAUCUACAUUCGAGGAUUCAAUAAAUCAUCAAAAAAAUGCAUAAAGCGUCUGCGAAAUAUCAGAUAAAAAAAAAGAUAACUCCAUAGGAUGUGAAAAUGAAUGAAUAUUUUCGGGUUCAUUCGCCAUUAUGUCAUUUAGUAUUGAAAACCUUGGACACAAGAAUCGUUCAUGCAAUGUUCUGUAGUAGAUUUCUUGCCUAGUCAACAUUGGGAUAGUGCAAAAUUCUAUUUGAAUUAACAUCAAGGAACAUACCAGAACCAAUGAAAAAUCGUGAGUUUUCAUUUAACGACCAUUUUCCACCGAUCUGACUGAUGAAAAUUUAUUUGUGAUUCAGUGAACAAACUGAUGAGUCAUCAAUUAUUUUAAAUGAUCAUUGUUAUGAUUCAUUCAAAUAUUUGAUACCCUAGUUCUUUAUUGUUUCUAUAGCCUCUAUAUAUUUUUUAUCAAUUCAUAUCAUUUUUAUGUAAUUAUUGUAUUGUGAUAUAAUUUAUACUAUUUAGUUUUAUGAUGUGCAGCAAUCCUGUGUACUUACAUCUUUCUGUACAUUAGGAUUUUUCCAUAGCAGUUUUCAGAUAAGGAAAUUCAUCAACUCUUGAGACUGUAGGUAUUUGGUUAUGUUUGCUCAAUAUUUUUUAGUAGGAGUUGAGCUAUAGGAGAAGCAGAUUAGUAAAUAAUAAAUAGUGGUAAUGUUUGAUUCGUAGAAAUCCACGUUGAUUUAGGAAAAUUAUAGCAUUCCAGUUAUUGUGGUCAUUUUACAUACAUUUUGGAAACAUUUGUUUUUGAUAGAGUAGUAGGUGGUAUUUUAACAUUUUAACUUGACAUAUCAUCUCAAACAAAAUGAUGUUGUUUACAGAAGUAGAAAUUAUAUACCGGUAUGACAAUAUUUCAAAAAGACAGUAGUACCUAAAUGGUUUUUCUCAUAAUUAACAAUAACGACAAAUAAUAUGUUCUCAAAAAAAUCAGUAGGUAAAUCAGAAAAAUUGAAUACCAAACAGUUAAUUCCCAUCCUAAUAUUCUUUGUCAUCUUCAAUAGCUUAAAAGUACUCAAUAUAAUAUAAUAAUAUGAAUUUAAUUUCUGCGACCAUUACUACGAUAUUUAAUGAUCAUCAUACAGGAUGUUACAACUCUGCAGACGGAUCUCUGGAUGGGAUAUGUUAUCAAAUAUUGGAAAGUAACAAUUAAAUGUAUAAAUCCUAUGACUGAAUAUAAGAUACAUAUUUUUGGAUGAAUAAAAUCUACGGUAUUU